AUGAAUUAUUUCAACUUGGAAAACAUUGAAAAUCAAUCUUCUAGAAGAAAUAAGAAGAUUACUCGCGUUGCUCUUCUUUCUUUACUUAUCGUUGGUAUGUUUGGAGCUAUUCUUUACUUUAGCGAACCUAACAAAACUGUAGUUGUCCCCAACAUGCUCUACAUGGAUUCUCAAAACAACGAUUUAGUAAUUACUACUUCUAGAAACAUGACUGUCUGCAGCAGCCAAGGAGGUGAUGGAAUUCCUGAUACUCAUUAAUAAUGUACUGCCUAUAACUCCAUCUAAGAUAUAGUCGCACAAAAAGUUGAAGGAACCAACAUGAUUAAUGUCUUCAUUGCUUACAAGGAUAUUAGCUAUAACACUGAAUUUAACUCAACCGGUAACUAUAUUCCAGACCAAUCUGAAUUCAAGCCUUUCCUUGAAGAUGAAGUAGAUCUUGUUUUCAAAGCUACUCUUACUAACGAUGGUACUCUUUUGGGAUUAUAUGCUCCUAAAAACUUCACUUACUCUGAACUUGUUGUCAGAUUAACUGAAAGACUUAUUGAAUAGUACUUCCCCUAAUUGAAUGCUACUCUUUAUCCUCAAGGACCUUCAAUGCUUUUGGGUGCUUCCGAAUAGUACGUUGAAAAUAACUACCUCGGUCUCGUUGCUCCUACAUUCUCAUACUAACUUGUUGAAGAUGAUCACGUCAUUCUUUCAAAGCAAUACACUGAUAAGAAUUUUGUUCACUUCUAAUACUCCCUCGGUGGCGAUAUCCCCUCUAUUAAUUUCUAAUCUGACUUCACCAUUAAGAACGGUUAAGUUGAAGUAAACAAGGAAGUCAUGACUUUCAGAGUUAACAAAUAAGAAAAGAUUAAAUUAAGAGAAUCAGACAGCAUCCCCAUUAACAAUUCUACUGAAUAUAUUGAAUUAAUCGGUUAAUCUAAUUCCAAGAUUGAAAGUCACUUAGAAAUCCUAAGCACUACUCACAACCCUGAAUUAGUUUCUGAUCUCAUCAUCUACGAAUUCAACAGAGGAUUUGUUCAAAUUGACUUGAGUUAAAACAGUGGUAAGAUUGACGUCCUUAAGGGUGGUGAAUAAGGUAGCUCCCUCUUAGCUGAUGCUGAACCCAUCAUCCAAAAGAGCUACGAUGUUUUCAGACACGCUAUUGUUGGUAAUGAAAUAUCCUUAAGUAUUGAUUACAAGAACUUCAUUGACUACUCUGAAAUUUCUUCCAGUAUCUGGUUGAAUGGUCUUCAUAUCUACACUAUAUAUUCUACUAACAUCGACCAUCCUUGGUAUGCUUGUGCUGAUUUCAACAGAGGUGACAACAGAAACGAACACCUUAAAGUAUUCGAAGUUAUUUAUCCUCUUCUUGGUGGUGUCCUUAACAUUCCUAUCAGUGCUUACGUUCAAGUUGACUUUGGCUGGAACUUUACUGUUGGUGCAAGUGGUGUUAACUGUAACAUCGAAUUCAAGCCUUAUGUUAAUCCUUCAUUUGAAGUCACUGGUGCUGUUAGUGUCUGGAAGGUUGCAGAAGGUGGUGUUUUUGCUAGAGGAAACGUAGCCAAUACUUAUGUUGACUUCCUUCUUUAACUUGACAGAAAGGCUUUACAACUUCUUUUCACAGUUGAUGCUAAAUUGAUCCCCUUUGAAUAUCACAUUGGUGCUUUCUAUUAAUACAUCAAUUGCAGUAUCAGAAAAAUUAUUCAAAACAUUUUCAAAUUCAAGUGGGGUGAAGUUUGUUCUAUGAGUGAUAGACACGAAGUCCCUCUUCUUAACGGUCAACUUUUAGAAACUCUUUCAUACAAUCUUCACAGAGAAACCAAGCCAUUACUCCCUCCCUCUGCUUGA
Molecule: messenger RNA, 1833 nt
Organism: Tetrahymena thermophila SB210
Lineage: Eukaryota; Ciliophora; Oligohymenophorea; Hymenostomatida; Tetrahymenidae
Product: transmembrane protein, putative
Exons: 1
Source: RefSeq, a predicted model, not a curated record